AGAUAGAGUUCCUCAUUCAUUUGAUUAUCUAGGUUCACUUGAUUAGAAUCAAUAAGUUGAAUCAAUCAAGAUAGUCUACGCUCAUCUAGAUUGUUAAUUGAAAAACAAAACAGUUAACGUCAGUUUGUGGAGUGAUAUGGAUUAAUAUUAUUGGUCUAACGAUUUGAGGAAGAAAUGAAGAUAGUGUAUAACAUAAUUGCUGUGAUCUGCAUCAAUUCAGUGCAAGGCAUACUGAGCCCCAUAUUUCAUCGGAACUGGGAUCUGGUGAAUCCGGGAGACUGCGGUAUACAGCAUAAUAAGAAAACUUCUCAUAAUACAACAUUUGGCACACCGGUUAGGAACGGAGAAUAUCCUUGGGUGGUGCAUAUUACCGUACAGGUCAAUGAGACGGAAUUGAAAACGACUCGUGAUUGCUAUAAAUGCAGGGAACCAAGAAAGAUAACAAAUUGCAUGGGCACAAUUAUCACCAAACGAUAUGUUCUCACAGCAUCAAGCUGCUUCGAAAUAUUUGGCAACACUAGUGUAGACCCCAAAUCUGUCAGAGUAAGGGCUGGACUGGUAGGCAUGAAUAUUCUGUGUGGUAUCUACUCAAAAUGUUAUUCAGAUAAUGAUUACUUGGCUCAAUCAGUGUUUUUCUAUGAUCACAAUGCACCAGCAGAGGAGGGCCGUAAUAUUGCACUGAUUGAAGUAUCAAGAGAUUUCUAUUUCCAUGAGUAUGUGGCACCAAUUUGCCUCGAACAUAACUAUCUCUUGAAUAAAGACUAUGGAGCCGAAAAAGGAAUCAGGGUAUCUGGAUGGAAUCAUGAAACAGUGAGAGUGAAGAUAAACGAAGGGGAGUACAGUAAUCUUUUCUACUCAGAAGCGACUAUUUUCACGGAAGAAGAGAACGAUAAAAUCUAUAAAUUUUUGCCAGCCAAAUUCACAGGUGUAGAGAACUACCUGUCUUUCUUCUGCGUUGAAGGACUCCCACAUCAAACUCAACUCACUACGGACGUUGGAGGUCCAUUCGUCGUGAAGAAACUAGUUAAAGACGAUGAAGAGCGACGCUUUUACUUGUAUGGUAUUCUCUCAUUCAAGAUCAGCGUCCAUUAUCCUCCACAUCAAGGCACGGUUGAUGUCUACACCAAGGUCAGGAAUUAUUUCGAGUGGAUACUGGACACCAUUGAUGGUUAACAUUGAGAGUUAAGUGCAAAAGAGGCGCCCUAACUUCGCUUUAUAGGAAAACUAAAAGCCAGUCAUCCUUUUAUAAUCUAUUUUCAGUCAGUUGAUUAUAUUACACAGAUAAUAUAUCAUUGUAAUUUGGACUAUUUUGUGAGAACAGAAGCAAUAAGCAAUGUUCGUUUGAAUUUUGUGAGAACAGAAGCAAGAAGCAAUGUUCGUUUGAAGUGAUGUUCCUUGAAGACUCCCAAAUUCAUAUCAAUCGCUGACAGCCACCUCAGUCAACCAAUCGAUUAGCUUAAUCAGAUUGAUUAAUGAUUGUAUUUGUACAAAUAAUGUUUUGUGAGGAAUUUUAAAUAAAAAUUACAGAUUAUUCUCCGGAAA
Nilaparvata lugens (brown planthopper) is the source of this 1542-nucleotide messenger RNA. Its product is annotated as CLIP domain-containing serine protease 2. The coding region runs from base 175 to 1173 and encodes 332 amino acids. Gene Ontology annotation, molecular function: serine-type endopeptidase activity. NCBI's taxonomy places the organism in Eukaryota, Metazoa, Arthropoda, Insecta, Hemiptera, Delphacidae. The transcript is spliced from 7 exons. The record is from RefSeq and is a predicted model, not a curated record. Gene Ontology annotation, biological process: proteolysis.